AUGUAUUUCUAUAGAAUUAUCUCAGAGAGACAUGUGAUACAAUAUUGUAUUGCAUAGUAUGUGUCAAAACCUGGAAAACGUGCAAGAACGUAAGGUUACGGCGUCUUAACAAACGAUUCUUAAGAAUGUGUAAACACCGUGAAUACAUGUCCUUGUGCAACGUACCCUAGACCUGUACGAACUUCCUGGUUGGCAAACUAAUGUACAGACAAGGUGUUUGACGUUGUAGCCGACCAGACAUGGGAUUUUGCCGGUACCUACUGGUCAGCUGGUCAGUAGUGUGGACGCUGACGGUGGUUAACGCAUCAGUUAACAUCGCCUCUGGUAAAGCCACUAACCAAAGUUCUGUCCUCCAUAACUGGGACAGCUCUAAAGCCGUAGACGGAUGUAAGAGCACAUACAUGACCUCCGACUGCUGUACACACACGGCGCAAGGCCAGACCGAGGCCUGGUGGCAGGUAGAUCUACAGACACAGUCCGUCAUAGACUCCGUGAAUAUCAUAUAUAGAGAUGAGAACAACCUAGCCAGAUUUGCGGGAUACGAGAUAUUCCUGUCUAAUACUCAAGACUGGACAUUAGGAACAAGGUGUCACAAGGACACCACAGCUGAAUUGGGGUCCAUGGCUGUGACACAGUACAUUACAUGUCCAGGUGUCUCCCGGUAUCUGACUAUCUACAAUGACCGUCGAGAAGAAGCAAAAACGUGGUACUCGACGGAUGCUAUACUGGAACUGUGUGAGGUACAAGUUUAUGGUUGCCAAGUUGGGAAGUACGGAAAUGGAAAUUGCAAUAACGACUGCUUAAACUGCCUCGGUAACAUGUGUGACGCAACAUCUGGUACAUGUGACGAUUGCGCUGCUGGAUAUUAUAAAGUUAGUGAAAUUUGCAGUCCAUGUGCGUCUAAUUGCGCAGGAAAGAAAUGUGAGGGUCUUACGGGAGCUUGUAUAGACGGCUGCACAACGGGAUUUUCAGGCACAUGGUGCAGAUGUCCAGUAAACUGUAAUGACACAAGCUGUCCUAAUUACCAGUGUACAGAAUGUACUGGUGGAUACUACGGACCAUUCUGUACACCAUGUCCUGUUGGCUGUAGCAAUGACACAUGCAAUAAAACGUCAGGACAUUGUUUUCACUGUAGUGAUGGAUUCUACGGACCAACCUGUAUACGAUGUCCUAUUGGCUGUAGCGCUGACACAUGCAACACAACGUCAGGACAUUGUUUUCGUUGCACAUCUGGUAGCUAUGGAAAUACUUGUAAUCAGACGUGUCCAUCUAAUUGUAAAAAUGACAUAUGUGAACAACUGAACGGUGAAUGCACAGAAUGCGUCCAAGGAUUCCAUGGCAGUGUCUGCAGUCAGGCGUGUCAAACCAAUUGUAAAAUCAACAUUUGUAACAUGCAAGACGGAGUGUGUAUUGAAUGCGACCCAGGACUCCAUGGCAGCGACUGCAGCCAGGCGUGUCCAACCAAUUGUAAAAACAACAUUUGUAACAUGCAAGACGGAGUGUGUAUCGAAACGGAGGCUUUGACAGAAACAACCAAUACCAAAGUCGGAACAUAUGCAGGGGCAGUAGUUGGAGUGGUUGUCGUCAUUGCUUUCGUAAUAAUAGUGGUCGUCAUAGUCCUCAGACGAAGAACCUUGCAAACAAAACAACAUGCAGAGUACGAUGAUGACCCAAAGAAUACGUCAUCCCUGCCUCUUGCCACAUCAGGGCGCAAAAGCCAUAAGACAUCGAAGACUGCAAUGCCUGUUACGAAUGAUAAAACGAUCGAAUACAUCAACGUCUGUGAUGUCGGUAAGAAGGACGAAGAGGUAGUAUAUAGCAAUAUGUACACCUCGGGUGGUGUCUCUAUUGAUGACAUCCGAGCAAUGAUACCACAAAAGUUGGAAAAUGAAGAAGAAGAAUUUAAGAAGGAAUUCAAGGAGUUGCCCUGGGGAGCAGUGCAUCCUCACCUAGUAGGUGCCAAAGCAUCCAAUAAACCAAAGAACAGAUUCAAAACAACAUUUCCUUAUGACCAUUCCCGUGUCAUACUGGAUAAAAUUGGGAAUGAUCCUGACUCGACCUACAUUAACGCCAAUUACAUUGACAGUACCGACACCCGCCAAGCUUAUGUCGCAUGUCAAGGACCAAAGGAAAAAACGGUGGACGAUUUUUGGAGGAUGGUUUGGCAACUGAACACUGGGAAAAUCGUCAUGGUUACAAAUCUUACCGAGGGCGGCAAUGUCAAAUGUCACCAAUACUGGCCUGACGAAGGUAAACCUUUAUCAACGAAGCAUUUAAACAUCAGUCUCGAUCGAGAGAGGACGUAUGCUUUUUAUAUACUACGUGAGAUUUCAGUGACACACAGAAAGACAAAAAAAGAGCGUCAGGUUCACCAGUUCCACUUUACAACAUGGCCGGACCACGGAACUCCAGACACCCUUGAACUCGUCCUAUUCCACCGACGUGUGACCUCAUAUAGGACACAUCUUACUGGGCAGAUGGUUGUACACUGCAGCGCUGGACUCGGGAGGACGGGAACCUUCAUAGGUCUAGAUGCUCUUUCAAAGGAGGAAAAGAAAUCUGGACAAGUGGAUAUUUCGAGUUACAUAAGAAAAAUGCGAGAGAACCGAAUGAAUAUGGUUCAAACUCAUGAACAGUAUAUCGCUCUUCACGAAUUGCUUGUCCAGAAACACGAUCUACAGGAUACUCUGAUUUCCGAUACAGACUUUCCUGUAACUUUGAGAAAAAUGCUUCCGCCCGGAAAACCAACAAACCAAACAAAGCUACGAAAAGAAUUUGAAAAUCUUCAGACUCUCAUUCCCAAAUAUGAUUCGAGUUGCUACAGAGCAGGAAUGAUGAAAGAAAACAAGAGCAAAAACAGAACAAUGUCUAUUAAAGCAGUUGACAUGUAUCGAGCUUACCUGCGGUCACAGGUGGGCGACAGGAAUGACUACAUCAAUGCUGUUAUGCUACAGUCACACAGGUCGAAAUCAGGGUACCUUAUGACACAGUUUCCGUUAGAGGGCACAGUUGAUGACUUGUGGACGAUGGUGAUUGACUACAACUGUGAGAACAUCGUUGUCCUAGGUACCCCUACAGAGCACUGGCUUCGAGAAGAGAGCGAGGCAAAUGAAGCCCAUGGGAUAUAUCUUAGGAAGCAAAAUGCAUUAGCGGUCAUUCCCGACGUUGAUAUUGCUGACUAUAACAUAAAAAGCAAGAGAUCCAAAACUGACAUGACAAUACGGAUCUUCACUAUGAAGGAGUGGUCAUCGGAUUCUUUGCUGCCCCCCUCCAACUCGUCCCUUCUCCUUCUGCUGGAGCAACUGGACAGUCGUCGACAGUCAGACAAUACAAAACCCGUGGUCGUCAUGUGUCAGGACGGAUGCACACAGAGUGGACUAUUCUGUUGUAUAUCAAACGCCCGAGAUCAAAUGAAGAUGGAUAAUGAAGUGGACAUAUUUCAAACGUCUAGACAAAUACAAGUCCGACGGCCACCAGCUCUCAGACACAUUGAGCAGUACCAGUACUGUUACAACUUCAUUGGGCAGUAUCUGGACUCAACCAACAUCUACAUCAACUAAAGGCGUGUGAAAUGGGAAUCCUUGCGUCUUUUGAAGGCUGACAGUUAACUAUCUGGAUUGAGAUGAAGGUGGUUUCCAAGUUUCCAUAGUUACCUUCAUGAAACUUCAUUCGAUCGUUUUAGUGGAAGUGAACUUCCGUAUAAUAACAGGAUGUGAUUGCCGAUUGAAAGACCAGGAAUGUUUGAAGACGGAAAGAACAGAUUCAAAUGUUUUCCGGUAUUUGGAAAAUCUUCCUCGUAACGCAUGUGUUUUGUGAGACGAUAACCUACGACACCAAAGCGCAAUGCAUUGCAUCACAGAGACGUACUAGUUGUUACCAAUUAGACUAUAUUAUAGGAAUGAUUACAUAUGUACACUUAUAUCUUAAAUAACUCUACGUAAGGAGUAAA
Messenger RNA from Mizuhopecten yessoensis (Yesso scallop), 3949 nucleotides. Its product is annotated as receptor-type tyrosine-protein phosphatase epsilon-like. Gene Ontology annotation, biological process: protein dephosphorylation. The coding region runs from base 240 to 3560 and encodes 1106 amino acids. Gene Ontology annotation, molecular function: protein tyrosine phosphatase activity. Lineage: Eukaryota; Metazoa; Mollusca; Bivalvia; Pectinida; Pectinidae. The transcript has 29 exons. The record is from RefSeq and is a predicted model, not a curated record.